AUGGACAUUCUUGAAGGAGAUGGGCAAAAGCAAUACAGUUUACUUUAUGAUUAUGCUGCAGAAUUGAGGAGAGUGUCCAUUGAAACAACUGUGAAGAUUAAAAUUAAUCAACCUCAGCCCACAUUGCAGCCACGGUUUGGGUCAUUCUAUUUGUGUUUGGAUGGGUGCAAGAAAGGGUUCGUCAAUGGUUGUAGACCAUUUAUAGGUGUAGAUGGAUGUCACCUUAAGACUAGCUAUGGAGGCCAAUUAUUAGUUGUUGUGGCAAGGGAUCCAAAUGACCAGUAUUUUCCACUGGCAUUUGGUGUUGUGGAGAAUGAGUGCAAGGAGACUUGGAGGUGGUUCCUAACAUUAUUGUUGGAGGACAUUGGAGAUAUCCAGACCAAUCGAUGGGUUUUUAUUUCAGAUAAGCAAAAGGGCCUGAUGCAAGUAUUUGAUGAGCUAUUGCAUGGAGUGGAACACUGUUUCUAUCUAAGGCAUUUGUACAGCAACUACAAGAAGAGAUUUGGUGGUUGUAUAAUCAUUAGGAAUCUCAUGAUGGCAGCUGCUAAAGCCACAUACUAUCAAGGUUGGGAGGCUAAUAUGGAAGAGCUAAAGAAGGUCAAUCAAGAAGCUGCUGAAUGGUUAUAUGCAAUUCCACGUAAGUGUUGGUGUAAGCAUGCAUUUAGUGCAUAUUCUAGGUGUGAUGUCCUCAUGAACAAUUUGUCAGAGUCAUUUAAUAGCACUAUAUUGCUAGCUAGGGAUAAACCAAUUAUAACAAUGAUGAAGUGGAUUAGGACUUACUUGAUGAGUAGGUUUGCACAUUUGCGAGAAAAAUUAAAUGCAUAUACGGGUGUUGUCAUGCCUAAACCAAACAAAAGGCUAGAUAGGGAAAUAGAGAAAAGUGGAAAUUGGUUUGCUGUUUGGACUGGAGAUGGUAAGUUUGAAGUGACACAAGGAUUCACAAUGGAGAAAUUCAUCGUUGAUCUCACAAACCACACUUGCACAUGUUAUUUUUGGGACUUAGUUGGCAUACCAUGUAGACAUGUCGUGGCUGCAAUCCAUUAUAGAGUAGAACAGCCCUCUGAUUUCGUCCAUGCAUAUUACAAAAGGGAGGCUUACCAAGCUUGUUAUGGAUCUCAAAUUUCACCCAUUAAUGGCCAACAACUAUGGCCUAAAACUGAUGCACCACAAAUCCUACCCCCAAUAUUUAAGACUCCUCCUGGAAGGCCACGAAAAUUAAGAAGGAGAGAACCUGAUGAGGAUGUCAGUCACUCUAGGUUGGGGAAGAAGCAUCUUAGAAUGAAGUGUAGUAACUGCGGCCAAUUUGAUCACAACAUCAGAAGCUGCAAGCAGGGAAAAACCAACAAGGGAAAACAGAAGAAGAAGAAGAAGCCUGCAACAGCUGCCACUGCAACUACCACUGCAACUACCACUGCAACUGCCACUGCAAAUUCAUCCAGGAGAAAGACGAGCUUAAGAUCUGUUACCAUCACAAGAAGGACAGCUAAUAGGAAGGGAGGAAGGUCAUCCAAGGCCCUUAGCGACGCACCUAAUUUAGGUUCACAAGCAAGUUCAAGCAACCCACCAACUGGACAACCCAUGUGA
Messenger RNA from Vigna unguiculata (cowpea), 1584 nucleotides. The record is from RefSeq and is a predicted model, not a curated record. NCBI's taxonomy places the organism in Eukaryota, Viridiplantae, Streptophyta, Magnoliopsida, Fabales, Fabaceae.